Molecule: messenger RNA, 519 nt
Organism: Gregarina niphandrodes
Lineage: Eukaryota; Apicomplexa; Conoidasida; Eugregarinorida; Gregarinidae
Product: putative phospholipase C-like protein
Exons: 3
Coding region: 1-519 (172 amino acids)
Source: RefSeq, a predicted model, not a curated record
AUGUCUGAGAGGGUGAAAUCGGACAUUCGAGAAGUGGAUUUAUCCGAUGCAGUCGAACACAUCCAGAAAGGGGAGCAUCUUCUGAAAUAUACUCAGAGAAAACUUGUUCACCCACAUCCACGGUUUUUCCAUGUUGAUACGGAGUUAGGAGUUAUUCGAUGGAAAAGUCCCCGAAAGUGCAGUAGUAUAAGUCAGUUAUCGUUGCUGGAUGUGUACAGAAUUAUUCCGGGUAAGGAUAGUGACUUUUGGAAGCAUCGUGGUGGUGGUUUAUAUGGGAUCGACAUUGUUGGAUUGCCGCGAAAUUUACAGAUCGAAUGUCCAAAUUUGGAGUCAUGGCGUUGCUGGUUUGCUGGUCUCGUAUAUGCUCAUCAAUACGCUCUAGCUUCAAUGCAUCAUAUACAGAUUACAACUGGCUAUGUUAGACAUCAUUGGGAAUUAUUGGACUUGGAUCAGGAUAAUCUUUGUUCAAUCAAUAUGCGAUUCGACAUCCUGAUUAUAUUUACUACCAAGAAUUCAUGA